Molecule: messenger RNA, 1347 nt
Organism: Halichondria panicea
Lineage: Eukaryota; Metazoa; Porifera; Demospongiae; Suberitida; Halichondriidae
Product: E3 ubiquitin-protein ligase E3D-like
Exons: 9
Coding region: 1-1233 (410 amino acids)
Biological process (GO): protein autoubiquitination; proteasome-mediated ubiquitin-dependent protein catabolic process; protein polyubiquitination
Cellular component (GO): cytosol; ubiquitin ligase complex; nucleus
Molecular function (GO): ubiquitin protein ligase activity; ubiquitin conjugating enzyme binding; cyclin binding
Source: RefSeq, a predicted model, not a curated record
AUGACGUCAUCCGUGUCACACAAACGCUGUAGAGUCUCUACAACGUCAGCAUUGUGGGAGUGUAGAGGGAGUUCCAAAGGGAAAUCCCCUUCCAAGCAUGGGACAAUGCUCUCUGUAGGGAGUACAAUGUAUUGCAUUGAGAUUCAGCCAAGAAUCCAAGCAGCACAUGUGGUUUUGUCUACUGUCUGCCCCACCAUCUCAAUCACAUGCAAUUCUAUUGACACUACAGGAAACGUGAAUGUAAGCGGGGAGACUUUGUGUGGAUGGGACUCACCAAAGCUGAUUCUUUCUAGCAAGCCGAUAAUCAAUGUAGUAGCUCAAGUAGGAUUGUGCAUGAGGUUACGAACAGAAAGGGAUUUCCUGGCUGAACAGAUUGUUGAAAAUGCUUUAUCAGAUUCUGAUAACGAAGGGAAAGUUUCUUGUCAUGUCGUCCUUAGAUGUGGGUUUUGUAAUAACCCCCUCAACAAAACAAACAAUGAGUUCAAGCGUGCUCUCCCCCUCCCAUCAGAAGCAUGGUAUGAAUUCGAUGCAUUUUGCCAUGGAGACGAUCACAAGCCCAGUCAGCUAAUCCCACGAGAGGGAGAUCUAUUGUCAGGAGAGUCAGUGCUUCUUGUAGAUGGUAGUUCACUCUCCUCAAGCAGUUGCACGAGAGAAAAUAAUAAGCUAAUCUGUAAAAGGUGUCGCAGUAUUUGUGGGAGUCUUCUUAAACCCAAUGAUGGAGAAGGAGUGAUGGCUACCGAUCCUCUCAGUUGUUGCAAAUUAGAGCUAAGAAGGUCUAAAGUGUCUAUCGUACAGAGCGUGUCAUCUCUUCAGAUGUCCACCUGUCGAUUUGCUCGGACGCUUCAUAGUUUCUCGAGAUCCAAAGAAGUGUUUCGUUUCAAAGUUUGCGACCAAACAGGAAGGGCUUACCUGUCCGUAUGGCUCAUGAAUACUGUCAGCAGGGUUAUUCACAACUGUGCUGAGCGCUUUGAAAAACUCCUUUGGAAAUUCAUAGGUGAGGCAGGGGAUGUCUACACUACACUUCUACCCACUGAUGGCUAUGUACUCAAAGUCAUGUUCAAAUCGCAUUUGGGAAAAGGGUGUGUUGGUGUGGCAGUGGUGGAGGAAGCUCUGAGGUUGGACACAGAAGAAUGCCUGAGGCUACUGCUACUACUAACUCUGAGUAAUCACAUCUUACCACCCUCACAAAGGAUUAUCCAUGGCUAUAAGAUCGGAUUACUUUCAAUAUUGUGAUUCAAACACGAACAAUUCAAUGACAGUGUGUAUAGUGAUACUUGUAGUUAGUAGAGCUACGUAUAUUAAUGUUUUUUGUUAUUCAGAGAUUUAUUAAUAGUGGCUGUUCCUCAA